Messenger RNA from Notodromas monacha, 4098 nucleotides. The record is from the annotation of a GenBank genome assembly. NCBI's taxonomy places the organism in Eukaryota, Metazoa, Arthropoda, Ostracoda, Podocopida, Cyprididae.
AUGCCAACAAUGGCCCAAAAGCGGAAGAAACGCUCUGAUAAUGUGAUGGUGAUGCCGGUGAUCCUGAUUUUUUUGCACACCCUGUCCUUCGCAUCACCUGCUCUGACAAACAUGGAUCAUCAUCUCGGGUUGUCCCAAACUUCCUCAAUAUCAUCAUCACCCCUAUCAUCAUCAUCAUCAUCAUCAUCAGCAGCAGCAAUAUUGUCAGCUAAUGACAGAGGGAUUCAGUCUUCGACUUCAAGUCCGAUCCAGACGUUUUCCCGUAGUAGGGACGACCACUUGUUCAGCCCGUCGUGCAAACAUGACAGAGACAUGUACACCUUGGAUCCUAGUCUUGCAUCAGACAGACUGAGACAAGAACCUUGCAUCAAACAAUUGCUGGAGUCUGAGUGGCACACCAGGUAUUCAAAAGAUGGAAAUCGUCGUGGAAGCGUGACCCGAAUCAAUGGUUGCACUGACUGCAGAAGCAACGACACCCAGGACAUUGCUGCCAACCUUGCCUGGUGUCUGUCGUUGCGAAACGAGAAUUGCUGUUCGUGUCUGUUCCGACUUCGCCCCUGGUUGAAUGCCAAACAAAUGCCGACGAUGGAACCAGGAAUUCCUCCACUCAAAAACGGCACAUUUCCUCUGACAGGGCCUGUCAAUUUGACAGCGACGGAAAGACAUUCGCCGCCGCGAUUCUUCAAACCAGACAGAACACCGACUGUCAUUAGCAAUCAACACCUGUUUGUCCACAACGAAGUUCCAACAGAAACGGGAGACGUUUCAGUCAGAGGUAACCCCAUCACAGCUGCUCACCAAAAGCCCGUUGACCUAGCAUUAGAAGACAUCCAAAGAAGACUGGGUUCAUACGCCCCCAAGAUGUUGUACAGCGACCCCAACAAUUAUUUGCUCAAAAAUCGAAAGGAGGAUUCACCAGUAGACAGAUUCAACAAACAAUCUGCUCGCAGCCCCCACGACCCCAAAACCGGAGACGACAUUCAAAACAUUUUACUGAAUCCCAUCGCUUGGAUCAACAAAUUAUCCAAAUUCAAGCAGCCGCCAUCAGCAUUAGCAAGCACUAAAACCGGCAUCAUCGGACUGAUUGCCGAGAAAAACAAACUCAGCUCCAACGUGACAACAACAACAACAACAGUGUUGCCAUCAGCAUGGGCCAAUGAGAGGCCCAAAGAGAUCCUCGAUCCCUUCCCACACGUGCAAAACAUUGCCCUGGCAGCUGAAAAGAUCCUCAGGCUCCUGGAAACCAAGGCGUCCAAGUGCGCGAAUAAAACAAAAAUGAAAGACUGCAUCCUGCAUUACAGUCCCAACAAUCAAACUGCUGAACAAACCACGAAUUAUUUCAAGCGUUUGGAAAACCGACUCAGAGCGUGUCAACAGCAGUUGGAGUUUUGCUCUUCGCAAGUUGAUGACGGGCCGCCAUCUUUGGCCAAGUCUGCUGGGAGUAAUAAUGUGUCCAUCGGUGACAGUGCUGUUGGAUCUGCUGGGAAACAGAAUUCAUCCAGCAACACUGUGACACAUGGGUCAACAACUGAGCUGCAGGGCCAGAUUGCUGCAGAUGGUCUGGAACAAGCAACUACAAAGCUAACAACAGGAAAAGACCCAUUGCUUGCCCUUGGGAUCCCUGAGGUACCCAUCAUGGCAUCUCAACAGGAUAUGAACAGUGCAUCUCUGACCCAUGAAACUGUGGAGGACUUGUUCAAAAAGAUAGAUGAGUUCAAAGCAGUGACUAAAAAGGCAUUGUUGGUGCCAGAAGUCCAAGCUGCUGCUUUACUCAGAAAAGCAUCUUUACCAGCAAGCACCACCACCACAAUAACCACAAAACCAUCAUCACCACCACCAACAACAGCUACCCCCUCAACAACCACAAGUACCACUACCACCACCACCACCACCAUCCCAACAACAGCAUAUAAUACUGUACCCACAACCAAAUAUAUCCCAUUAACAUCCAAGUUACAGCCCACAAGUGCUCUGUCAUCUGCAGAAAAGGCCAUGAAGUUGCUGGAGGAACUAGACAAAAAGCUGUCCAGUGAUCCAGAACACAACAGAACAGAGCUGCUGAAUAUUUAUGAAACCCUAAGACAGAUAAGGAUCAGGGUCUCUGCCAAAGCCAACAGAACCACUGGGGAACUAGCAUCAGAACCAACCAAGGCAACCCAGCAAACUACCCUACAUCCCAUGGUCAAUCCAAUUGGACAAACCCAUGAAGAAGAUUCCUUAGAACCCACCAGGAUUGUGACUGUGAUUGAAUAUGUCACUGAUGAUCCUGAUGAGGAACAAAUACUUGUCAAACCCACGUCCAUAGAUAUUGAGCAAAUGGCAAAGGAAGCAGCUGAUGAACGCUUUUUCACCAAGAAGACUGAGUUCUUUGAUGGAAUAGAUAAUGAGGCAUUUUCUGGCGCUCAAUCUGGUUUGUUAGAGGGAGAUAAGAAGUCAAGCUACAGUAAAUUAGGAGGGAAUAAUAAGGUUAGCAUUAGCAACAGUAAUGGAAGGGCACAAGCUGGAGAAGCCCUGAAUGAAGUCAUGAGGGUGCCUUAUGACAAGAAAAUUGAAACAUAUUCGGGAAGACAACAGAAUGUGAGACAUAAGCAUAUUAUGAAGCAAUUAAAUGGCCCUCGAUUCACGCAACAGGAUUAUUACAACAACAACAACAAUAAGCAAGAAAACGACCAUCAACCAAGACGGGUACAUGCACAAGACCCCUUGUACCAAAGUCGCCAGCAAAGCAGACAGUCCAUGACCCUGAUGAACCCCCGAGGCCCAGAACCCAAUCAGGCCAUGUUCCAAUUAGCCAAGGCCUAUCGCAACUACGCAUCCAAACUCCAACCCAGGAAACCAGUAGCAGUAGCAGCAGCAGCACCUUUCCAGCAAGAAAUGCAGAGGAAAAUCCCCAACAUAAUCAACAACAACAACAACAAUUUCAAAGGUGCAGUGGAGCAAAAAAAUGGCCUGGAAAAGCAUUAUGGAGAAGACUCUGUCAGCUGUGACAUCCCCAUGUACCAUGAAGACACCUGGAAACAGGGUGUGUCAUCAUCAUCAUUGGGUCAAAAGCAGUACCAUCAACUGAAACAUAUUAAACCCCCACCACCGCCACAAGUAGUACCACCUCGUGCACCAGCACAGCAUGCAGAUCAUCCUGCUGCACAGGUUCAGGAUCCCCAGGGAUUAUCUCUCGGAUCCAAACCAAGAGGAUCCCGGGCAUCAAAAGAAUUCCAGAUGGGUUGGACAAGCAGUGAAAGACCUUAUGAACCAGCUGGGGAUCCUCAGGCAUAUGUGAUGGAGCAGCCACCAGAUUAUUAUGAUUUCCCUGCUGCUGCUGGAGUAGGGGAUGUUGGUGCUAGUAGUAGUAGUAUUGGUGGUCCUACUGUGUAUGAUGAUGGCUAUGGGGACAAUGUAAUUGCUGAUGGAUAUGAGUCAAAUUCAGUGCUGUAUGACAGCAGUUAUGUGCCAGACAUGGACUUGGGGAACUCAGUGAGGGUGAGAAGGAGCAAGCCAGUCAAACUCAGACAUGGACUUGGGGAACUCAGUGAGGGUGAGAAGGAGCAAGCCAGUCAAACUCAGUUACCCACAGUUUGGAUCUUCAAGGAUAAAUCUGGCAACAAAACCAAAGCUGAAAUUGAUGAGCCCAGUGCUUCAGACAAGAAUACAGACUCAGAACACUCUACUUCUUUGACAGAAGACUCUGGGUCCACAACAAGUUCUACCAAUGCUGAGACAACAGAAUCUACAGCAUCACCAAGCAGUAAUUCUUCAGCUACAGGAACUACUCCAGCUUCCAAUACUACCUCUGACUCUACAACCCCAACUGCAAAAGCUGGCUCAAGUGAAGAAUCUUCAUCUACAAGUACCAAAUCCAGCACAGACUCAGGUUCAUCCUCUUCAGUGGAGAAAAGUGAAACUAGUUCCAUGGCUUCCACCACAAGUAAAUCAGAUGAUAGUUCUGCUGCUACAUCUGCUGACCAUGCUGGAGAAUCUACUAGCCCUCAGGCAACAACACAAAGCUCUUCAUUGUCUGCUGAAUCAACUACAAAUCCAUCUUCAUCAGAUCACAGCACUGGGGAGUCAAGCUCUACUGUUUCUUUACCUGGGGCUGACUGA